AAAGUCCAUUUUCUGACGCAUGUGGCUCUUGAUGUGGACACAAAUCCCUGUUCUUGUUGCACAUGCGUUUCGCAGACGUGGAUGUGAGCCUUCUGCUAUUGAUCGUCCUCGCAACGGCGCAACAUUACUCGUUCGCACGGAACGCCAGCCGAGUACGCCGGUCCCUGUCUGCCGCCAUCGCUCCGUCCGCCUGGUCUUGGAAAGCGGAUGAAGCUAGGCAGCUCGCCCUACCGCUCCCAACUACUACGGGACGCCUUCCUGUGCUGACCACCAGUAACCACCUCGCAGCACAGCCGCGCGGCGCGGAGGAGAUGGGCUCCCCGUCCUACCGGCUCGCGGUGGCGAUCACGGUCCCCUCGACCGGCGAAUUCCUCGUCGCCCGGCAGCCGCGCCCGGCGUCCCCGCCCGAGGAGGACGAGGACUACCGGCGCUUCGUCGACAGCGACCUCUACGACCUCCCGGCCGCGCCUCUCGAGCCCCUCGCGGGGGAGCCCCGGUCGGAGGUUGCCGUCGCGGGCGCGGACUCCGCCACCGGCCUCGAUCUCUCACGCCUCGACGUAUCCGCCGCCCUCGAUCAGAUUUUUGACCGAUCUGGCUUGCCGGAUGGGAUGCGUGGGGAGUGGCGGCUCCUGAAGUACGUGGAGGAAGCAGAGUUUGGUCCAGAUGCUGGCGUUAACACGGUGUUCCUCAUCGGGUCGCUGGUGUCGAAAUUGGAUGGUCUACCAGAGUCGUGUAAAUGGAUGACCAAGGAGUGUGCAUUGGGGCUGCUUUCUGAAGCGAAGCCCGGUAGUGAUCGCAUAGGGCAGUAUGCAUAUAUUGGACUUAUGAAUUCCAGGCUGUCAUCAAACAGCACAGCAGUCCCUGCGUUGCCCUCCCAGGAGUACCCACCUGGAAUAACUCUUGUACCAAUGAAGAGUAAGACAUUACAGCCAUUCCGCACAACUAAUCUUGUGGUAGUACGAGCAACCAAUGGUGCUGGUGAAUCUACGUGCUCUGAUUUUUUUGCUUGUGGGGAUGCUCUACUUUUAGAUCCUGGAUGCAGCUCUCAGGUUCAUGCAGAGCUUGCAGAUCUCGUCGAUUCCCUUCCAAAAAAGUUAUUAGUCCUUGUCACACAUCAUCAUCAUGAUCACAUUGAGGGUCUUUACGUCGUUCAGAGAUGCAAUCCUGAUUCUGUUCUUCUGGCACAUCAAAACACAAUGAACCGCAUUGGGAAAGGAAAUUGGCAGAUUGACUACACUUCGGUAACUGGUGGUGAAAAGAUAUGCAUAGGUGACCAAGAACUACAAGUUAUUUAUGCUCCUGGUCACACUGAUGGUCAUAUGGGGCUUCUCCAUGUUAAUACCAAUACAUUAAUUGUUGGAGAUCAUUGCGUAGGGCAUGGAAGUGCAACAUUGGACAGUAGAAGUGGUGGCAACAUGAAGGAUUACUUUGAAACCACAUACAAAUUCUUAGACCUAUCACCACAUGUCAUAAUUCCAAUGCAUGGAAGGAUCAACCUAUGGCCCAAGCAUAUGCUCUGUGGAUACCUCAGGAAUCGAAGGUCUAGAGAAGCCUCCAUUCUGCAGUCCAUAGAGAGUGGUGCACAAACUCUGUUUGAAGUAGUUUCAAAGACUUACAGUGAUGUAGACAGGAAGUUGUGGAUUCCUGCUUCUUUCAAUGUUCGCCUUCAUGUUGAUCAUCUGAACUCCCAACAUAAACUGCCCAAGGACUUCUCAUUGGAGAAUUUUAAGGCGAGCUGUGGAGUGCAUUUCAUAUUCCGUUUGGCGGUGGCGUAUGUGCAAUCCAAGAGCUCCCCAGCUAUCCUUGCGGCAAGUGCCCUUGCUGGUGGUCUAGCAAUUGCUUGUGCUCUCAGAAGGAACGGUGGCAAGCAAUCAUAGAUUCUGUUGCUCUUACAGCUCACGAUCGCCUCCGCAACUAGUCAACUUCAGCGCUGGACCGAAGUGGCAUACUUGAAAAUGAGCAUCUUCAGGCUUGUGCCGUUUCGUUACCGCGAAUACGUUGACCUGGACGAAUAUAAAAAGGCUAAGAGCAGGCGCGACAAGCGAUGCCUGUUGUCACUCCCACGCAUGGCCGUGUCACUCUUGAGUUUCUUUGUUGCCACUCCAUGUUGUUUCUGCCUUUUUCCCUUUCUUUGAAAAAUGCAGAGUAAAAUCAGCAGCGAAAUUGAAUGAAAUUUAAACAUCA
This is a messenger RNA of Panicum hallii, 2184 nucleotides long. RefSeq lists its product as uncharacterized. Gene Ontology annotation, cellular component: plastid. The transcript has 13 exons. The record is from RefSeq and is a predicted model, not a curated record. Lineage: Eukaryota; Viridiplantae; Streptophyta; Magnoliopsida; Poales; Poaceae. The coding region runs from base 63 to 1877 and encodes 604 amino acids.